CGUGCCAACACAAGGUUGAAAUUGUUACGUUAAGGUUAAUAUUGCUACAUGAAAGGGAAGUAAUAAUCAGAAGACAUAUAAUCGACAUUUUUAUCUGUCAUGGAGGCAAAUUUGACGUGGAAUGGGACUUUUUCGUCGACUCGAACUUUUGCAUCCCCAUUUGAAUGUUACUAUGUGCGAGUUAUUUUUAUUGUCUUAUAUGGAAGCGUUUUUACUAUCUGUAUCCUGGGAAAUUUAAUGGUGUUGACCGCCAUUGUUCGGAGCGUCCGAUUACGUAGCCUGACUAACUUUUUUCUGGCUAACCUGGCGAUCGCCGACUUCAGCGUUGGCGUCUUCUGUGUUCUUCCUACGCUGUCAACAUUUCUGUCACAGGCAUGGCUUCUAGGAAGAGCUAUGUGCAAGAUUUAUUACUUUAUGUGGAAUCUGAGUUACACCGUAUCAAUCCUGAUUCUGACGGCCAUUGCGGUUGAGCGCUAUAUCGCAAUAAGGUUCCCUCUGAAAGCGCGAGGAUGUUUCACGUCAAAGCGACUUAUCUUGACACAGGUCAGCAUCUGGCUGAUAGCGGCUGUGUACAGUACACCUUAUAUUCUCAUAUUUGACACCAUAUCCACUGUGAACAUGGACGGACAAACUGUAGACUACUGUUUCUAUAGAAAUAGAUGGAUUAACAUGAAAAUGUACACGACAGCUAAUUUCAUAGCGUGGUACAGUAUUCCUUUGUUAAUAAUGACGGCCAUUUAUUACUGUAUUAGUAAGGUGCUAUGGAAAACGAGCUCGGCCAACCGGUUUACGUCAACGAAAGGGAUGGGCAAGCAAUCGGAGAAGUAUGCUUUCACCAGUAGCUCUCAGAGCUCGGGCCUCGGGUCACAACUAAUUAAACUCAGAGGGAUCAACGAGACGGACUGCGACAUCGUGCAGGAAGAGCCACUUUCCCUCAAGAGCAGCCGAGCGUACCCUAUGAAAAGAGCACACGAUUGCAGGCCUGCUUAUAGCGCGAAGAACCAUUUCUUGCGCGUGACGUCAUUCAUCUCGAGACAUGAAAGCACGAAUACGUCAAAGUCCGCCCCUGUUGAGCUGUGUCGUUUGGGAAACACGAUGAAGGCGGUCAGGAGCCGCCGCAAAGUUAUCCGCUUACUUCUUGCGGUGGUGGUGCUAUUUGCGCUUUGCGUUCUUCCCCACCACAUCCGUUUGUUGCUAAAAUGGUGGGAAAUUAAGUCGGCCCUAGACGCGGGGAUUUUUUCGCCCAUUUCUUUUUUGAUUCUCUAUUCGAACAGUGCUUUUAAUCCCGUUUUGUAUGCGCUUUUUUCAGCCAAUUUCAGAAAAAGCUUUAAGGAAUUCAGUCCUCUGAGAUUUUUGCGUCGGAGGCAUCGGCCUAUGCUUUUCCAAGAAAUGCAUUAUUCCGUUUAAAACCUGAACGGCAUAUAGCAUUUCUUUAAAAAGUAUUAAACCAAGGCCAAGUCAUAUUUUGAGCUUGUUUAUUUGACUUUUAAGAGUGUUUGUUCUUUUAGUAAUACCGUGGACUUAAAAGGAAAACACUUUAUUAUUUUUUUUUAUCUAUGUCAAAGUGAAAAACAAGAUGUCAGUUGAUUUUUCUAGGAUAUUUCUAGACCUCUUUCAAUUACAACAGGAUUUUUACGAUACCAGGUUUUAAAAACAAACAUUCAGAAAUACCUUAAUUUAAUGAGGCUGAAAAAUUAACAAAGAAGAUGGGGGAAUAAGAUGGCCAUUCGGUUAAGUAGUGAAAUACAAUUUUGAAUUUAUUUUUUCCCAAUUAAAUCUAUUCAAAUAUAUUAUAAUACGAGUUUGCAAAAGCACAAUUUCUAACUAUAUUCCGUUUUAAUAUAUUUAACAAAAGAUAAGAAAAUAAAAUGUUUCCAGAAUUUUUUGCGGUAUCGAACCCUAGAUCUAUAAGAUUAGAUUAUGUCAGGUACUCUAACCACUGAGCCAUUUCAGACACAACAAAUUAGGCUAUUUAAAUAUUAUGUAUGACUUUGACCACGAAUUUACGGACUUGAAUUAUUUUUCUCAAAACAUUCAGUUGUUAGGAUACAAAAUGAUAUUUUUAAUGUAUAGUGGGUCAUCUCUCCACGUUUUUGUUAAUUGAAAUCGGUUUGUUUUGUUUUCCAAAAGACCUUAUUUAGACUAUGAGAAAAAUAUGGAGCACAGACCCAACUCUAUUAAAGAAAAUGCCUUGAAGUUCUAAAAAUGGGAGUAUUUGCAGGUUUUGAUACGUAUACGCCUGUUUGAGUCAACAUAUUCCAAGUAUUGAAUAUGUUUUUAGGUUAAAAAUAAAUGAUAUGUAAAAUGUAUAUUGUUUUAAAUGAUUUUUAAAAAAAUAUAUCAGAUUUAUUGAUAUUUUAAUUUUUCAGUAGCUUGUCCCACCGUGUAUGGGCAUUUUACACGCCUUUAGUUAUCCACCCAUCUUCUUUCAAAUUUCAAUAAUUUUGGACUUGGGAUAGCAUGAGUUUGAUUGUAAUUAUUGCAUUCCUGCAAAUAAAGAGUUGUCGAACGUCCUUGGAAGACUAACCACUUUAAUUAAUACAAAUGAGUUUUUAUAAAAUUCUGAAUGCUCAAAAAAUCUGUUUACAGUUUGUAUAUAUAUACAUUAUAUAUUUUACAUAAGUUAUCUUCACGUUACAAAACAAAUAUGUAUAUAUAAAUCUAUAUUUUGUACAUCAAUUUAUUUUUAAUCUGUAAAUCAUAUUUUGAAUGUUAUAUAUUGUACAUCUAUGUAUGAAUUAUCUGUGUAUUAUAAAAUUAAAGGAAGAUUUUGAUUUAAAUUUGAGGUGCAAUGGAUCGAUUUCAAUGCCAAGAACAAAUCGGCUCAUAUAAAGAAAGAGUUUGCAGUGAGUGGGUAAAUCAUUUGAAGAUUUGGGUGAUUAAUCUUUUUGAAAAUGGUUCUAAAAUGGCAUUUAACGUUGCGGAUGUUUAUUGUAAUAAAAAUUAGUACCCGAUAUCUUGGAAAAAUAACGAAGAAAAGCUUAACA
This is a messenger RNA of Magallana angulata, 2987 nucleotides long. Its product is annotated as trissin receptor-like. Gene Ontology annotation, molecular function: neuropeptide Y receptor activity; thyrotropin-releasing hormone receptor activity. Gene Ontology annotation, biological process: G protein-coupled receptor signaling pathway. Gene Ontology annotation, cellular component: membrane. Bases 100 to 1407 code for a protein of 435 amino acids. Lineage: Eukaryota; Metazoa; Mollusca; Bivalvia; Ostreida; Ostreidae. The record is from RefSeq and is a predicted model, not a curated record. The transcript is spliced from 3 exons.